This is a messenger RNA of Moneuplotes crassus, 915 nucleotides long. The record is from the annotation of a GenBank genome assembly. Lineage: Eukaryota; Ciliophora; Spirotrichea; Euplotida; Euplotidae.
AUGGAAAAUAACCAGGGAGAUCUCCAAACUUCUGAAGAUAAGAGCAUCAGGAAAAAUAGUGACUCGAACUGUUUCGAGGCCACACUCAAAAACUAUGAAGAUAUCUUGAUGAGACUUAAUAGAAUCAACGUGCCGACAAUUAACGUCAAGCCUAAAUUCGAAGCAGAGAAUGUUCCGCCUCUGCUGAGCAUUACACCUAUUCAUGAGCAUAAUUUCUUAUUUCCUCAGGCAGAACCUCUUGCUAAAGGGAAACUGAGUGACCUUCCACUUGACAACAAAAGAAGGUUACAGCCGAUAGACAAUGAAGAGAAGGGUGAUAAGAGCAAAGAAUCUACUCCUGGGCCUGAUAAAGCCUUCUUUCAUUUUACUUUCAAUAAUUUCAUUGUCCCUAUAGGAGGAUCUAAACCUUCUCUUGAUUUUUGUGAGAACUUUGCUGAAAAACUAAAAGAUUCUUCACUUGAAAAUAACGAGAACAAGGAAGAUAGCAAAGAGGAAAAUAAAUAAACCUGCUGAUGAAGACAGCCAAGAUAUAGACCCUCUUAAAGGACAUCAAUACGAGCUAAAGUUUGAGUACAAUCCUGAGAGUAAGAGAAGUAGAAGGGUAAUCAUUUGUAAAUAUGAAAACUGUAACAAAGAGUUCGUCAAGACUUGGAAUAUAGUAGAUCAUUUUAGAAUCCAUACCAAGGAAAACCCAUUUAAAUGUAAAAUUUGAGAUAAAGAUUUCACCCAGAAAGGAAAUCUGAAGAAACAUUUGAAGAAGCACAAAAACGAGGUUGCUGAAGACAUCCAAAAAUUUAAAUGUGAGAAAUGUGAGUGUAAAUACUCCUCUGAGUUCAACCUCAGGUUGCAUAUGAGAAAGGAAGGGCACUAAUCCUCGUUCAGAUAAUAUUAUCUCAAGUUUAACAUAGCUCAACA